AUGCAUUACAUCCGCUUUCUCAAGCCACCACGCCUUACAAGUAAUGCCCUACGAGCCGGGCCUUCCUCUUUAACAGCAAAAAUCACAAUAACAACCGACCUUGGAGAAUCAUUCCUCUGGUCAAACAUCAUUGUAAUAGCUGAGACUGUUGCCGAUGAUGGUCAAACGGUAAUCGGCCGGGCAAAGGAAUUAGAAUGGAAAGGCGAAGAUGGAAUGAGAGCUCUUGAAGCAGUUCUCCAAAUCCCGGCACGUCACAAGGAUGAUAUACGGAUGUUAAUACGUCCUAAAGACCAAAAUCUUGCUGUAGACUCUUGCUUUGCGGUAUUAGAAGGAAAAAAUGAAGGAGGUGUGGUUGCGGUCAGAAGUAUGUCGAUGUCUCAAAAAGGAAAUGCAACUUCGUCAAACACCAGCCAACCACCGCUCGCCGAACGAGUCUUCAACACAGGCAAAGAGGGAAAAGACUUGCACAUUUGGGAAGAGACAGGCGAGUCAAUCGCAAGACACAUCUGGGAUGCCGGUCUUGUACUCUCCGCCUAUAUCUCUACCCUCCCUACCACCCAGCCCAAUCUUCCCAUCCUCAACUCAAUUCUCACCACCAAACCGAGUCUCAAAAUCCUAGAACUCGGCGCCGGUUGUGGCAUCGUCGGCAUAUCCCUCUCCACCCUCCCCAACACCACCCAAAUCAUCUUAACAGACCUCCCCGAAGCCACCGACAUCCUAACCCAAAACCUCUCCUCCCUCCCCUCUGACAUCUCUCACGAGGUCUUAGACUGGUCCGCCCCGCUGCCCGCGCAUAUCGCCGGGACGGAGUGGGAUCUCAUCGCUAUCUCGGAUUGCACUUAUAAUCCUGAUGUGGUGCCCGAUUUAGUCAAGACGCUUGGGGAGUUGGCGAGGGGAAAGGAGGUGUAUGUGGUGUUGGCCAUGAAGGUGAGACAUGAGAGUGAGUUGGUGUUUUUUGAGUUGAUGGAUAAGAAGGGGUUUGAGGUGAGGGAGAAGAUGAAGAUUGAGUUGCCUGUGCUGGGUGGUGAGGGGGAGUGUGUGGAGAUUUUUGGGUUUGGUAGAUAA
Messenger RNA from Glarea lozoyensis ATCC 20868, 1065 nucleotides. RefSeq names its product S-adenosyl-L-methionine-dependent methyltransferase. The record is from RefSeq and is a predicted model, not a curated record. The transcript has 2 exons. The coding region runs from base 1 to 1065 and encodes 354 amino acids. NCBI's taxonomy places the organism in Eukaryota, Fungi, Ascomycota, Leotiomycetes, Helotiales, Helotiaceae.